AUGCUAAGUAGUGUGAAUAUGUGGCUGGCGGUCGGGAUUGCGCUUCUGUGCAUUUAUGGAUCAGCUGAAUCGAAAAGGAAUUUCAAAUGUCCUUCAGGAUGCUCCUGCUCCAAGGAGACCAUCAUCUGCGUCGGUACCUCACAGAUCCCCAGGACCAUACCGAAUGAGAUCAACUCCCUAAGCAUGGUCAAUGGAUCCAUUGCGGAAAUCACAGAGGGGAUGUUUUCACUGAUGCCUUCUCUUCAGCUGUUGCUUCUAAAUGCAAAUUCUUUGACCACAAUCAAAGACGAUGCCUUCUCUGGUCUGCCUCAUCUAGAAUAUCUAUUCAUUGAGGGGAACAAGAUUGAAACAAUCACCAAAAAUGCCUUCCGUGGUCUCCGAGGUUUGACUCAUCUCUCCCUUGCAAAUAACCAUAUGAGGUUUCUGCCAAGAGAUCUCUUUUUUGACUUGGAUUCGUUGCUGGAACUGGAUUUGCGAGGCAACUCUUUCCAGUGCAUUUGUGAGAACAAGUGGCUGAUGACAUGGCUGAAAAACACAAAUGCCACAGUGUCGGAUGUCUUCUGUGCCGGCCCCAAUGACAUGAAGGGCAAGCGGCUCAAUGACCUUCCUAUUCCACCAGGCGAAUGUAUUUCCACAGACUUUGUGCGUCAUCAGUCCAUUCCCAUUCAGUCCAUGUCAGCGGACAUCUUCUCCUUUAAAGAGGACAUCUACGUAGCAAUGGCUGCCCCCAACACCAACAGCUGCGUGGUCAUGGAGUGGGAUCACAUCGAAAUGAAUUUUAGGAAGUUUGAUAACAUAACAGGGAAGUCUGUUGUUGGAUGCAAGUCGGUGCUGAUUGAAAACCACGUCUUGAUAAUAGUUACUCAGCUGUUCGGCGGCUCCCACAUUUACAAGUUUGAUGAUCAACAAAACAAGUUCACCAAGUUUCAAACUAUCGAGGUGUUCAACAUCUCAAAGCCAAAUGACAUUGAGGUCUUUCAAAUGGAAGGCGAUUGGUAUUUUGUGAUCGUGGACAGCUCCAAGGCGGGACUGUCUACUCUCUACAAGUGGACCGACCAACCGGACCGCAAUGAAACUGGUUUCUACUCCUACCAGUUUCUCCACGAAUGGUUCCGGGACACGGAUGCUGAGUUUGUGGAGGUGGACGGAAAGUCUUAUCUGAUCUUAGCCAGUCGCUCUCAGCCGCCUGUCAUCUACCUGUGGAACAAGAGCACCCUGAAGUUCAUACUUCACGGUGAAAUCCCAAAUGUUGACGACGUGGUGGCGAUCAAAGCCUUUCGGGUGGAAGGUGACAUGUAUCUGGCCAUGACUUGUUACAUUGGUGACUCCAAAGUCCUCAAGUGGACCAAUAAGCAGUUCACUGAGGUGCAGCCUCUUCCCUCCCGAGGAGCCAUGAUCCUCCAGCCGUUCACCUUCGCAGACAGACACUAUCUCGCUCUUGGCAGUGAUUAUUCCUUCACGCAGAUCUACCUCUGGGAUGGGGAGACAAAAACAUUUCACAAGUUCAAGGACAUUUACGUGCAGUCGCCCCGCUCAUUCACCGUGGUCACCACUGAUCGGAGGAAUUUCAUCUUCUCCCCCAGCUUCAAGGGCAAAUCAAUGGUUUUUGAGCAUAUAUUUGUAGAUUUGAGCUUGUAA
This is a messenger RNA of Stegastes partitus (bicolor damselfish), 1638 nucleotides long. Its product is annotated as leucine-rich repeat LGI family member 2-like. The record is from RefSeq and is a predicted model, not a curated record. Gene Ontology annotation, molecular function: protein binding. Lineage: Eukaryota; Metazoa; Chordata; Actinopteri; Pomacentridae. Gene Ontology annotation, biological process: inhibitory synapse assembly. The transcript has 9 exons. The coding region runs from base 1 to 1638 and encodes 545 amino acids.